UUACGCAGUGAGACAUCUGAAUGUCAGAGGAUCUCUGGCUGCAAGAUAACUUCCUGUGUCUGCAGCUCGGUCAGUUUCUGACAUUUCCCCCUCAACAUGUUGAGGUUCAGGAGCUCCUCACUGAGAUCAGCUGCUGCCCUGCUCACACCUGGCGCUCAGCCUCGUGUGAGCCUUUCUACUGGUCCCCAACAAGGACACCAAACCUUUUAUGAGUUUCGCACCUACAGCAUCCAUCCAGACCAGAAUGCUGCUUUUCUUAAACUGACCAAUGAGAAGAUCCACCUUCGCACUGCGCACUCCGAGCUGAUUGGCUACUGGAGCGUUGAGUACGGCGCCUUGAACAGGGUCUUCCAUAUAUGGAAAUAUGAGAGUUUCUCUCAGCGGGCAGGUGUUCGGGCCGCCCUGGCCCAGGAUCCCUCCUGGACCUCAGAGUACAUCUCCAAGGCGAUACCAAUGUUGAUAUCUCAGGACAAUGAGGUCACCUACCUGGUUCCCUGGAGUCACCUGAAGAGACCACCUCAGGAGGGCGGUGUGUAUGAGCUGGUUUCCUUCCUGAUGCGUCCCGGUGGUCCGGCAGUGUGGGGCAAUGCCUUCCAGGCUGCCAUCACUGCCCAUGAUGCACCUGGGUACGGCAAGCUGGUGGGAGCAUUCCACAAUGAGUUUGGGCUGCUGAACAGAGUUCACGCCCUCUGGUGGUUUGAGAGCGCUGAUCAGAGAGCUGAAGUUCGACACAAAGCUCACACUGAUGCCAGAGUGGUUGCUGCAGUCAGAAACAGCGUCGUCCAUCUGGACUCUCAGGAGAGUAAACUCAUGUUUCCCUGUCCCUUCUCUCCGCUGAAGUAACCGCCAUCCUCACACCUGUAUCUCCACGGCAACAGAGACAAACACUGUAACAACUCAUCUUUACCUUGAGGGCUUGAAGUUCCACCCCUCUCCCUGAGUAAACUGAUCACAGAUCAACGUGAAGUCUGUCAUGUUCCUGGUUUAAAGCUUUGUCUAGUUUUUACAUUAAAACAUUGAUUUGAACCAUUCACAGAGCUGUACAUCACUGCAGGCACAGAAGAGUUAAAACGUCAUUAAAAACCUGAACAGA
Messenger RNA from Acanthopagrus latus (yellowfin seabream), 1093 nucleotides. It is a transcript of the gene nipsnap3a, whose product is annotated as nipsnap homolog 3A (C. elegans). The transcript has 6 exons. Bases 97 to 843 code for a protein of 248 amino acids. Lineage: Eukaryota; Metazoa; Chordata; Actinopteri; Spariformes; Sparidae. The record is from RefSeq and is a predicted model, not a curated record. Gene Ontology annotation, cellular component: mitochondrion.